Messenger RNA from Aspergillus mulundensis, 1068 nucleotides. RefSeq lists its product as uncharacterized. Gene Ontology annotation, molecular function: L-allo-threonine aldolase activity. Gene Ontology annotation, cellular component: cytosol. The coding region runs from base 1 to 1068 and encodes 355 amino acids. Lineage: Eukaryota; Fungi; Ascomycota; Eurotiomycetes; Eurotiales; Aspergillaceae. The transcript is spliced from 2 exons. Gene Ontology annotation, biological process: L-threonine catabolic process; glycine biosynthetic process. The record is from RefSeq and is a predicted model, not a curated record.
AUGGCAUGGGGGACAGCGCAUCGCGCAGAGGCGGAUUUCCGGAGCGAUGUUAUUACGACGCCCUCCACCGGUAUGCUUGCGGCCAUGGCGGGUGCAAGCCUUGGAGACGAUGUCUUCCAAGAGGAUGAGACGACAAACGAGUUCCAGUCUCUCCUGUCUUCUCAAUGUGGUGUUGAAGCAGGGGCGUUUGUCAUUUCAGGGACGAUGGCGAAUCAGUUGGCCAUUCGGACUCUGUUGACGCAGCCUCCUUGUGGUGUGCUUGUCGACGCCCGAGCCCAUGUCGUCCAUUUCGAAGGAGGUGGACUCGGCAUGAGUGGCGCGUCUAUCCAAACGGUUCGGCCGUCAAACGGGCGGUUCAUGGUGCUGGAAGACGUAGUCUCUCGCGCUCUCGUCACCGAUGAUGUCCACAAGUGUCCAACGAAAGUCAUCAGUAUCGAGAACACCGCAGGUGGGAGUGUCGUCCCAGUCGACGAACUGCGCCGCAUCAGCCAGUGGGCUCAUGAUAAUGACAUCAAAGUCCACAUGGACGGCGCUCGACUCUGGGAAGCGGUCGCGGCCGGAGGAGGGAGUCUGCCAGACUACUGCAGGCUCUGCGACCUGGUCUCUGUCGACUUCAGCAAGAACCUCGGUGCCCCCAUGGGCGCAAUGGUGCUUGGUUCUGCCCGGCUUAUAACGCAGCUCCGUCGGAUCCGUAAGAGCCUCGGCGGCGCAAUGCGACAGUCGGGGCCAUUAGCAGCAGCAGCUCAGUUUGCGGUACUGGAGCAGUUUGGUGUUGGCCCUUGGGGAAGUCGAGACAAGCUGCGUUCAGUCCAUGAGCUGGCGAAGCAAGUCGGGCAGCUGUGGGUCGACCUGGGAGGAGAGCUGUUGCGAGAGGUCGAAACCAACCAAGUGUGGGUUGAUCUGGGACGUGCAGGGAUGACGAUUGAGCGAUGGAACGAGCUCGGGAGGAAGCAUGGCAUCAAGCUGGAUGGGAAGCGGAUCGUCUUGCAUCACCAGACCUCGGGCGAUGCGGUCGCGAAGCUCGGCCUUGUGUUCAGCGAAGCGCUCAGAGUGCGCGCCAGUUUGUAA